AUGCAGGACCCCAGCGCAGACACCGAGUGGAAUGACGUCUUAUGCAAAAAGGGCACGUUGCCCUCAAAGGAAAGUGCCAAAGAACUAGAAAAGGAGGCCGAGGAGGAGGAGCCGCGACUCUUUCAGCAGUCUGCGGUGAAAACGUACGAAGACCUGCCUUUGGAAGAGCUGGAGGAAAAUGCAGAUGCAUUUAACGAGGAGGAUGAACGUGCCCUUGAAAUGUACAGGCAGCAAAGACUGGCUGAGUGGAAAGCAACUAAACUGAAGAAUCAAUGUGGAGACGUUUUGGAGAUCUCGGGAAAGGAUUAUGUUCAGGAAGUUACCAAAGCUGGUGAGGGCCUAUGGGUAAUCUUGCACCUUUACAAACAAGGGAUUCUCCUCUGUGCUCUAAUAAAUCCACACUUCCGUGGACUUGCAAGGAAGUUUCCAGACGCUAAAUUUAUCAAAGCCAUUUCAACAACCUGCAUACCCAAUUAUCCUGAUAGGAAUCUGCCCACGAUAUUUGUUUAUCUUGAAGGAGAUAUCAAAGUUCAAUUUAUUGGACCUCUGGUGUUUGGUGGCAUGAACCUGACAAGAGAUGAGUUGGAGUGGAAAUUGGCCGAGUCUGGAGCAAUCAAGACAGACCUGGAGGAGAACCCCAAGAAACAAGUAGAAGACAUGCUCCUGUCUGCAGUGCGCUGCUCGGGGCCCGUGAGGAGAGACAGCGGCUUAGAGGAUGACUGAGGCACCAGCAGGAGCAGCACGCUGAGCUUCCUUGAUGUGACAAAUUAUCGAGACAUUUUCAAAGAAAAUCUAGAACGCCAUCCUUGAGUUUUAGCCUUUUAUAUACAAUUAUGUUUUAAUUUUCAUAUCCGAGAUCAUCAUUGCUGGGAACCUUUUAAAAUUUUUUG
This is a messenger RNA of Echinops telfairi (small Madagascar hedgehog), 890 nucleotides long. RefSeq names its product phosducin like 3 (gene PDCL3). Lineage: Eukaryota; Metazoa; Chordata; Mammalia; Afrosoricida; Tenrecidae. Gene Ontology annotation, biological process: protein folding; positive regulation of gene expression; angiogenesis. The coding region runs from base 1 to 723 and encodes 240 amino acids. The record is from RefSeq and is a predicted model, not a curated record. The transcript has a single exon. Gene Ontology annotation, cellular component: cytoplasm.